CUUGGUAGCCAAAUGGCGUCAGACGGCGGUACCAAGAUCGACAUAGGCGCACGGAUCAAGAAAGCAAGGGCUGCCUUUGCGAGUUUAAGAAAUAUCUGGAAAAACAGGCAGAUAAGUGAACGCACCAAAAUACGAAUUUUCAACUCUAACGUGAAAUCUGUGCUGUUAUACGCUAGCGAAACAUGGUGUGUAUCAGUGGAGAACACUCAACGGCUGCAGGUGUUCAUUAACAGAUGCCUGCGGUAUAUAAUUCGGGCCUGGUGGCCUCACAACUGGAUCCCAAACAACGAGCUCCAUCGUCGUUGUCACCAGAGGCCGAUAACAACAGAAAUUCGGGAUCGGAAGUGGGGCUGGGUCGGCCACACUUUACGUAGGGGCGGAAACGAAAUCUGUAAGCAAGCAUUAGACUGGAACCCAGCGGGACAUCGCAGCAGAGGCAGACCCAGAGGCUCAUGGCGGAGAAGCCUCAAUAAAGAAAUAAAAGAAGUCGACCGAAAUCUAACCUGGCAACAGGUUAAAGCGAUAGCUGGGCAUCGCUCAGGAUGGAGAUCUUUCAAGUCGGCCCUUUGCACCACCGGAGGUGUACAGGAUCCAUAAGUAAAUACAUAAUGGCCAUGGAAAGUACGAAGGUUGGAACCUACGAAAGUAAGGAUGACACAGGGGAACAUGGGUUCCAUUACCAACGUGGCCUUGCAUAUGGGUCACUUUUAAAGCUGAUUCGUAAAAAAUACAGCUUUGACUUUUAUUACGAGAGGCAAGAUGCAGACAAGUUUGACGACCUUACGGUUACAGUCAAACAAAGCGAAACCGUGCAGGGGUACUUUGUACAAGUGAAGCAUGCGUCUAAAGAAGGAUCAACAAUCGAGUACAGCCAGUUAUUCCCCGACCAUAAUGAUAAAAGCACUAACAGCGAUUUCAGUAUGUUCAAAUAUUUCAAAUCAUAUCUCAUAUUGCAAAAAAUGGAUCCACGUGAGAAACAAUUGAUCAUAUUCACAAAUAAUACUUUGAGAGAGACGGAUGAACUAAAGAAAUUGGUAUCAUUUUCCGUUGGCAACACUGACAAGAUAAUGAAUGAAGUUCUGCAAAUAGUUCCAGCUGGAAGACAGGCGACAUUUAAGCCCACUGCAGAGGCCUGCAAGCUGCUCAAGGACUAUAUCAACAAGGAAUUUCUGGCAAUAAAGAAAUUCAUAGUCGAUCUUUUCGGGAAUGCAACAGAUUUAGUUGUGUUGGAUAAUCAUAAACACCUUCUGCAUCGGAUUCUCAGUCAGACGUUGAAUUCUGUAGCCUUUAUUGACGGUUUCGAUGAGCAUAACGCAAACGAAGACGUAUUAAAAAUUUUUAAUGCAAUCAAACUAGAUCUAGAUGUCAGUAGUGUUAAGAUCUCUCCGAAAAAAGAAAUAUUCAAGAAAUGGCCCGACGUGGAUAAAGAUUUCUUACCGCUUAAAGAAUCAAUAACAGACUUAUGCCUUAAGGGAAAUGUGUCGAAGUUGUUGGUAAAUUAUAAAGCCGCCUUGAUGAAUAUCAUUGAAAAAUCAAGACAAACACUGUGUUUUGCGAAAUCUUUUAUUGACCAUAGUAAUAUAUGCAAGACUCUGGAAGGCAAACUGAAAUCAUUGGAAGGUGUGGAAGUUAAACCAAAUGAGAUGUUUCUUAAUGAGAAAAAGGUCAAUCACAAAAACUUGCCUAAGGAAGAGAAAGAAUUUACAAAUCUCGUAGAUGCUCUGGUGGAACUAUUUGAGAAAGGAACUGUAAAAGAUAUUUUAAAACAGUAUCGAAUUCCACUGUGUCAAGUAUUGGAAAUAUCUGGAAAAGAUAAAUACAAGUUCAAAAAAUCUUUUAUAAUGUCAAGUAUUUUGUGCCAGCAAUUGGAAAAAAAAUUCGUGAACCUAAAUGAAAAGGAAAUUACUCUUGAAGAAGCUUUUUUUGAUAAUCGUAAAACAAAGAUACGUAUAAUACCCGAGAAUAAGGAUGAGAUUGAACAUCUCGCAACCGCUAUAGAAGAAGUAUUUGAAACAGGAACUAUUAAUGAGACACUAAAUAAAUAUAAAACUUUUCUUAAAAGCGUUCUAGCUGAAAAAGAGGGCAAUGAAUCAUUUCGAUUUUCAAAAUCCUUUUACGAACAUUAUGAACUAUAUAAAAUAUCUGAAUACUUAACGCGAGUAGAAGUUAUUCCGGAAGAGAUGUUCCUAGAUAAGAAUUUUCCGGACAAAGGCAAUGAGUUUGAUUCACUCACAAAUGCCAUAACGCGAUUUUUCAAUGAUAAAACUGUGGAUUAUGUACUAAAAAAAUACAAAUCUGAAAUGACGUUGAUUAUUGAAAAGUCUGGAAAUAAUUUUAAGUUUACUUCAUCAUUCAUAGCUGGUAGUAAAUUAUGCAGAGUUUUAGAAAGUGAGAUGGGUGAAUUGGACGGUGAGGAAGCGAAAAAUUCAACAAAAAUAUUAUUGGAUGGAAAAGAAUCGAAAUUCAAAAGCAUUCCGACUGAUGAAGCCGAGUUCAACACAUUUAAAGAUGCACUGAAAAAAAUGUUUGAAACCGGUGCGGUGGCUGAAAUUUUGGAAAAAUAUAAAUCGGCGCUUUAUCAAGUUUUGGAAAAGACGGAUAAUAAACAUGGGCUGAAGUUCAGGAAAACAUUCAUUGCCAGCAAUAGACUAUGCAAGGCGUUAGAAAAACAGUUACGGAGUUUGGAGAAAAUUUCUGUCACUACAGACACAGACCUUUUCGAUGAGAACAGCUUGCCGUCUGAAUCUAGGCAAUUUGAAGACUUAAAGAAUGCUAUCGAGGAUCUAUUCAAAACAGGAAAGGUUGCUGAUAUAUUGAAGGAAUAUAAAGUGGCACUAAAUAAUGUCCUUGAAAAAACCGAAGAUGGAAAAAAACUGAGAUUCAAAACAAAUACGAACAUCGUUUUAUGCAAACUUCUUGAAAUUGAUCUGAAAAGCUUAAGUAAAGUUAGAAUCACUGUACCGUCAACGCUGUUGGAUGCCAAGAACUCCAAAUUGAAAAUUUUUCCAACUGUUGACAGCAACAUUAUUUCACUCCGAAACGCUGUUCAAAGUUUAUGGAAAAAUGGCAGCGUUGGUAAAGUUUUGCUCAAGUAUCAAACUCCUUUGCAAGAAAUUUUGGUAAAAAAUUAUGAUGGAUCAAUAAAGCUUGCCUCAAGUUUUAAAAAUCGAAAUGAUAAUCAAAGCAUCAGAUUAUUGUUCGAAUUAUUGAAGGCGGAUUCUAUCGACAUGAAUUUGGAAGUUAAGCCACAAAGACUAUUAUUCAAAACUUUGCCUUCUUCUCUCGACCAUGUAAAUCGACUUAAAAAUUCUCUCGUGGAGUUUUUCAAAACAGGCGCCGUAGACGAUGUGCUGAUCGAUUACCAAGUCGGUUUGAAAGAUAUUCUGAAGCCUUGUUAUGAAAUUAAAUUUUCAAAAUCUUUCUCUGAACCCAGCGAAGAAUUUGAAUUGCUUCACAAACAGUUGCAGAAUGACAAUAUUGAUUAUUUGGAUAGAAGUUUGUCAGUAUUUGUGAAAAAUCGAAUAUUAGAUGAAAAAACUUCUGGUCUAAGAAAAAUGCCGUUUUUUGCGGAGAAAUCAGACAUAGAAUCUUUUUUCAAACAGUUUGUCUUGUUGCACAGUCAACCACAUGAUCUGAACCCGUUCGUGGUUGAUGAACUUUUCUUAUGUAUGAAACCAUGGAUGAGAACGGACGUGUUUGGAAACUUAAGAAAAGAGGACGGAGAGCGAGCAUUCAAAACAUUUGAAGAAAGUUUCAAGGAAGCAUUAAAAAAUGGAACAGAAAAAAAUGAAAACAAUGUUUUGAGCGAGAGAUCGCUUGAUGUUUUCCAAAAGCAGUUACAAGAUGACUUUGAGAAAGUAUAUCCGGAGUUGAAAGCACAUAAACAGUUGAGAACGGACGCAGAAACCGAAAUCGUAAGUGAUCAGUCAUUGAAGACAUAUAAAAUCAAAUUUAACAACAUAUUAGAUACUUUUUUAAAAUCGAAUAUGAAAUAUAUCGAAAUUGCUGAUAAACAACUGGUGAUCGAUUUGAACGACAAGCUUAAAGAAUAUCAGUGCUUUAUUUUGACAGCUGAACCUGGAAUGGGGAAAACGAUGUUUCUGCAUUACGUCGCUCUCGAAAUGCAGAAAGAGAACAACAUGGGAACGGUACUUCUCGUUGAUUUGAAUAAAAUACAAAACUUGAGUGAAAAAGCAAAAGAUAAUGUGCUGAAUAUACUCGAACCAAUUUUAUCUCCUACAAACUUCAAACGUAUUCGGAAUGUCAUGAAUGAAUCAACGAAAAACGAACCAAUCACGAUUUUUUUUGAUGCCUUCGAUGAAAUCCAUGAAGUCAACAGGGAUAUUGUCAUAGACCUGUUCAAAGCUCUUUUUCAAUCGAAGAGCUUACGACUAAUAAUCUGUGGAAGAAAACAUAUUGAGCAGAUUCUGACAGAAGGAUUCAACACAUUUGAAUGGAAACCAGUUAUGUUAUCAAUACGUCCUAUGGGAGAUGAAACCCGAAAACUUAUGAUGAAAAAAAUCUGGAAUGUGUCUGACGAUAAUCUGUUUAACGAAUAUUCUGAAAGAUUGCUUGGCAAAACUAAAGUCCUUAUUCCGCUGUUGGACAAAAUCUUGGCUGAACUUUUUAGAGAGAGGUUCAAAAAGUUUUGUGGCAAAGCCAAGAAGGAACAGGAAAAAGAAUUAAACGAACUCGAACGAAAUCGAUUUGAUCAGGUAACAAUUUAUGAAAUGUUCUUUAACACGAUUUUUAGAACGAAUGCACCAGUUGCAAUAUAUGAUGAAAUCAGCUCUUUAUAUGAUUCAUGCGUUCAUGGCAGCUUCGAUGAACAUUUAUUACUGGCAAUCAAAACACUUGACGUAACGGAACUGGAUAAGAAGUUCAAAAAUGUUGGAAACCGAAGAAAAUAUGACAAUUUCCGCCAAAAAUGUUUCAAAGCCUCUGAGAAGUCCAUUCUCAUAGAAAUUGUCAACAAAGAAAUUAAAUUUACUCAUCAGUCUUUUGGAGAAUUUUUGAUUGCAAAAUAUUUAUUCGACAAUCUUCACGAUCACAAGACCUUCUUGUCAGAUAUAUUUCGUCGGAACGAAAAUAUAAAAACCUAUACCAUGAUGAUGAUUGAAAAUCAUACUGUUAGAAGUAUCGACAAAAACGAUGAAGAGAAACAAAUAUGGUUCCAAGAUCUUGGCGAGCUUUUCGAAGAAUGUAAUCAAAUAGCAUUAUUUGCGUGUGAGAGCAGUUGCUUUGAGUUGGUGAAAUUUUUCCUUGGAAAAUAUAAAACACAAUCAGAGAAUUUUGUCGGAUACGAUAAAAUGCUUCAUGUGGCGAUUGGCAAUGGAAGCUUAGGCAUUUGCAGCCUUCUAAUAAAUGAUUACAAGUUUGAUGUCGACAAACCACUAAAUGGUAACCCUCCAAUCUGUGUAUGCAACGUACUUGAAAGAAUUAUUAAUCUGAAUUUAGGAAAGGAAGUCAAACCUUUGUAUCCUUUGUUCCUUGCCGCUGUGAAAGGUCAAAAUGAAAUUGUGGAGUUGUUGAUCGAAAAAGGUACAAACAUUGAACUAUCGACGAAUGAAGGCCAUACGGCAAUGCAUGUCGCGGCCCUAAGUGGAAAAGUGGAUGUUUUGAGAACUUUGAUUGAUAAAAAAGCCAAAAUUGAUGUACAUGAUAAAAAUGGUUGGACGCCUCUGCACUGUGCCGCUCAAGAAGGUCACAACGAUGCAGUGGUAUUGUUGAUCCGCAAAGGUGCUAACAUCGAGCUAUCGACGAAAUAUGAUGGUGUGACGCCUCUGCACUGUGCCGCUCAAGAAGGUCACAACGAUGCAGUGGUAUUGUUGAUCCGCAAAGGUGCUAACAUCGAGCUAUCGACGGAAGAUGGCAGAACGGCAAUGCAUGUCGCUGCUUUCAAAGGAAGAGUGGAUGUUUUGAGCACUUUGAUUGAUAAAAAAGCCAAAAUUGAUGCACAAACUGAAAAUGGUGUGACGCCUCUGCACUGUGCCGCUCAAGAAGGUCACAACGAUGCAGUGGUAUUGUUGAUCCGCAAAGGUGCUAACAUCGAGCUAUCGAAGGAAGCUGGCAGAACGGCAAUGCAUUCCGCUGCCUUCUAUAGAAGAGUGGAUGUUUUGAGCACUUUGAUUGAUAAAAAGGCAAAAAUUGAUGCACAUGAUGAAAAUGGUUGGACGCCUCUGCACAAUGCCGCUCAAGAAGGUUACAACGAUGCAGUGGUAUUGUUGAUCCGCAAAGGUGCUAACAUCGAGCUAUCGACGAAAUAUGGCAGAACGGCAAUGCAUAUCGCUGCCUUCAAUGGAAGAGUGGAUGUUUUGUGCACUUUGAUUGAUGAAAAAGCCAAAAUUGAUGCACAUGAUAAAGAUGGUUGGACGCCUCUGCACUAUGCCGCUCAACAAGGUCACAACGAUGUAGUGGUAUUGUUGAUCCGCAAAGGUGCGAGGAAAGAUGACAGAACGGCAAUGUUUUCCGCUGUCUUCAAUAGAAGAUUGGAUUUUUUGCGCACUUUUAUUGAUAAAAAGGCAAAAAUUGAUGCACAUGAUGAAAAUGGUGUGACGCCUCUGCACUGUGCCGCUCAAGAAGGUCACAACGAUGCAGUGGUAUUGUUGAACCGCGAAGGUGCUAACAUCGAGCGAUCGGCGAGAAAUGGCAUAACGGCAAUGCAUAUCGCUGCCUUCUAUGGAAGUGUGGAUGUUUUGUGCACUUUGAUUGAUGAAAAAGCCAAAAUUGAUGCACAUGAUAAAGAUGGUUGGACGCCUCUGCACUAUGCCGCUGAACAAGGUCACAACGAUGCAGUGGUAUUGUUGAUCCGCAAAGGUGCGAGGAAAGAUGACAGAACGGCAAUGCUUUCCGCUGCCUACAAUAGAAGAAUGGAUGUUUUGCGCACUUGUAUUGAUAAAAUGAGAAAAUUUGAUGCACAUGAUGAAAAUGGUUGGACGCCUCUGCACUGUGCCGCUCAAGGAUGUCACAACGAUGCAGUGGUAUUGUUGAACCGCGAAGGUGCUAACAUCGAGCUAUCGGCGAAAAAUGGCGGAACGGCAAUGCAUGUCGCUGCCUUCAAUGGAAAAGUGGAUCUUUUGAGCACUUUGAUUGAUAAAAAGGCCAAAAUUGAUGCACAAAAUGAAAAUGGUGUGACGCCUCUGCACUGUGCCGCUCAAGAAGGUCACAACGAUGCAGUGGUAUUGUUGAUCCGCAAAGGUGCUAACAUCGAGCUAUCGGCGAAAGAUGGCGGAACGGCAAUGCAUGUCGCUGCCUCCGGUGGAAGAGUGGAUGUUUUGAGCACUUUGAUUGAUAAAAAGGCCAAAAUCGAUGCACAAACUGAAAAUGGUGUGACGCCUCUGCACUUUGCCGCUCAAGAAGGUCACAACGAUGCAGUGGUAUUGUUGAUCCGCAAAGGUGCUAACAUCGAGCUAUCGAGGAAAGAUGGUAGAACUGCAAUGCAUGUCGCUGCCUUCAAUGGAAGAGUGGAUGUUUUGAGCACUUUGAUUGUUAAAAAAGCCAAAAUUGAUGCACAUGAUGAAAAUGGUGUGACGCCUCUGCAUUGUGCCGCUCAAGAAGGUCACAACGAUGCAGUGGUAUUGUUGAUCCGCAAAGGUGCUAACAUCGAGCUAUCGGCGAAAGAUGGCGGAACGGCAAUGCAUGUCGCUGCCUCCGAUGGAAGAGUGGAUGUUUUGAGCACUUUGAUUGAUAAAAAGGCCAAAAUUGAUGCACAAAAUGAAAAUGGUUGGACGCCUCUGCACUGUGCCGCUCAAGAAGGUCACAACGAUGCAGUGGUAUUGUUGAUCCGCAAAGGUGCCAACAUCGAGCUAUCGAGGAAAGAUGGCAGAACGGCAAUGCAUUCCGCUGCCUUCAAAAGAAGAGUGGAUGUUUUGAGCACUUUGAUUGAUAAAAAGGCAAAAAUUGAUGCACAUGAUGAAAAUGGUUGGACGCCUCUGCACUGUGCCGCUCAAGAAGGUCACAACGAUGCAGUGGUAUUGUUGAUCCGCGAAGGUGCUAACAUCGAGCUAUCGACGAAAGAUGGCGGAACGGCAAUGCAUGUCGCUGCCCUAAGUGGAAAAGUGGAUGUUUUGAGAACUCUGAUUGAUAAAAAAGCCAAAAUUGAUGCACAUGAUGAAAAUGGUGUGACGCCUCUGCACUUUGCCGCUCAAGAAGGUCACAACGAUGCAGUGGUAUUGUUGAUCCGCAAAGGUGCUAACAUCGAGCUAUCGAGGAAAGAUGGCAGAACGGCAAUGCAUUCCGCUGCCUUCAAUGGAAGAGUGGAUGUUUUGAGCACUUUGAUUGAUAAAAAGGCCAAAAUUGAUGCACAUGAUGAAAAUGGUUGGACGCCUCUGCACCAUGCCGCUCAAGAAGGUCACAACGAUGCAGUGGUAUUGUUGAUCCGCAAAGGUGCUAACAUCGAGCUAUCGGCGAAAGAUGGCGGAACGGCAAUGCAUGUCGCUGCCUCCGAUGGAAGAGUGGAUGUUUUGAGCACUUUGAUUGAUAAAAAGGCCAAAAUUGAUGCACAAAAUGAAAAUGGUUGGACGCCUCUGCACUGUGCCGCUCAAGAAGGUCACAACGAUGCAGUGGUAUUGUUGAUCCGCAAAGGUGCUAACAUCGAGCUAUCGAGGAAAGCUGGCAGAACGGCAAUGCAUUCCGCUGCCUUCAAUAGAAGAGUGGAUGUUUUGAGCACUUUGAUUGAUAAAAAGGCCAAAAUUGAUGCACAUGAUGAAAAUGGUUGGACGCCUCUGCACUGUGCCGCUCAAGAAGGUCACAACGAUGCAGUGGUAUUGUUGAUCCGCAAAGGUGCUAACAUCGAGCUAUCGACGAAAUAUGGCAGAACGGCAAUGCAUGUCGCUGCCUUCAAUGGAAGAGUGGAUGUUUUGUGCACUUUGAUUGAUGAAAAAGCCAAAAUUGAUGCACAUGAUGAAGAUGGUUGGACGCCUCUGCACUUUGCCGCUCAACAAGGAAACAACGAUGCAGUGGUAUUGUUGAUCCGCAAAGGUGCUAACAUCGAGCUAUCGAGGAAAGAUGGCAGAACGGCAAUGCAUUCCGCUGCCUUCAAUAGAAGAGCAAAAAUUGAUGCACAUGCUGAAAAUGGUUGGACGCCUCUGCACUGUGCCGCUCAAGAAGGUCACAACGAUGCAGUGGUAUUGUUGAUCCGCAAAGGUGCUAACAUCGAGCUAUCGAUGAAAGACGGCAGAACGGUAAUGCAUGUCGCUGCCUCCGAUGGAAGAGUGGAUGUUUUGAGCACUUUGAUUGAUAAAAAGGCCAAAAUUGAUGCACAAACUGAAAAUGGUGUGACGCCUCUGCACUUUGCCGCUCAAGAAGGUCACAACGAUGCAGUGGUAUUGUUGAUCCGCGAAGGUGCUAACAUCGAGCUAUCGCUGAAAGAUGGCAGAACGGCAAUGCAUGUCGCUGCCUUCAAUGGAAGAGUGGAUGUUUUGAGCACUUUGAUUGAUAAAAAGGCAAAAAUUGAUGCACAUGAUGAAAAUGGUUGGACGCCUCUGCACUGUGCCGCUCAAGGAGGUCACAACGAUGCAGUGGUAUUGUUGAUCCGCGAAGGUGCUAACAUCGAGCUAUCGAUGAAAGAUGGCGGAACGGCAAUGCAUGUCGCUGCCCUAAGUGGAAAAGUGGAUGUUUUGAGAACUCUGAUUGAUAAAAAAGCCAAAAUUGAUGCACAAACUGAAAAUGGUGUGACGCCUCUGCACUGUGCCGCUCAAGAAGGUCACAACGAUGCAGUGGUAUUGUUGAUCCGCAAAAGUGCUAACAUCGAGCUAUCGAGGAAAGAUGGCAGAACGGCAAUGCAUUCCGCUGCCUUCAAUAGAAGAGUGGAUGUUUUGAGCACUUUGAUUGAUAAAAAGGCAAAAAUUGAUGCACAUGCUGAAAAUGGUUGGACGCCUCUGCACUGUGCCGCUCAAGAAGGUCACAACGAUGCAGUGGUAUUGUUGAUCCGCAAAGGUGCUAACAUCGAGCUAUCGAGGAAAGAUGGCAGAACGGCAAUGCAUUCCGCUGCCUUCAAUGGAAGAGUGGAUGUUUUGAGCACUUUGAUUGAUAAAAAGGCAAAAAUUGAUGCACAUGAUGAAAAUGGUGUGACGCCUCUGCACUGUGCCGCUCAAGAAGGUCACAACGAUGCAGUGGUAUUGUUGAUCCGCAAAGGUGCUAACAUCGAGCUAUCGAGGAAAGAUGGCAGAACGGCAAUGCAUUCCGCUGCCUUCAAUGGAAGAGUGGAUGUUUUGAGCACUUUGAUUGAUAAAAAGGCCAAAAUUGAUGCACAUGAUGAAAAUGGUGUGACGCCUCUGCACUGUGCCGCUCAAGAAGGUCACAACGAUGCAGUGGUAUUGUUGAUCCGCAAAGGUGCUAACAUCGAGCUAUCGAGGAAAGAUGGCAGAACGGCAAUGCAUUCCGCUGCCUUCAAUGGAAGAGUGGAUGUUUUGAGCACUUUGAUUGAUAAAAAGGCAAAAAUUGAUGCACAUGAUGAAAAUGGUUGGACGCCUCUGCACUGUGCCGCUCAAGGAGGUCACAACGAUGCAGUGGUAUUGUUGAUCCGCGAAGGUGCUAACAUCGAGCUAUCGAUGAAAGAUGGCGGAACGGCAAUGCAUGUCGCUGCCCUAAGUGGAAAAGUGGAUGUUUUGAGAACUCUGAUUGAUAAAAAAGCCAAAAUUGAUGCACAAACUGAAAAUGGUGUGACGCCUCUGCACUGUGCCGCUCAAGAAGGUCACAACGAUGCAGUGGUAUUGUUGAUCCGCAAAGGUGCUAACAUCGAGCUAUCGAGGAAAGAUGGCAGAACGGCAAUGCAUUCCGCUGCCUUCAAUGGAAGAGUGGAUGUUUUGAGCACUUUGAUUGAUAAAAAGGCAAAAAUUGAUGCACAUGCUGAAAAUGGUUGGACGCCUCUGCACUGUGCCGCUCAAGAAGGUCACAACGAUGCAGUGGUAUUGUUGAUCCGCAAAGGUGCUAACAUCGAGCUAUCGAGGAAAGAUGGCAGAACGGCAAUGCAUUCCGCUGCCUUCAAUGGAAGAGUGGAUGUUUUGAGCACUUUGAUUGAUAAAAAGGCAAAAAUUGAUGCACAUGAUGAAAAUGGUGUGACGCCUCUGCACUGUGCCGCUCAAGAAGGUCACAACGAUGCAGUGGUAUUGUUGAUCCGCAAAGGUGCUAACAUCGAGCUAUCGAUGAAAGACGGCAGAACGGCAAUGCAUGUCGCUGCCUCUGAUGGAAGAGUGGAUGUUUUGAGCACUUUGAUUGAUAAAAAGGCCAAAAUUGAUGCACAAACUGAAAAUGGUGUGACGCCUCUGCACUUUGCCGCUCAAGAAGGUCACAACGAUGCAGUGGUAUUAUUGAUCCGCAAAGGUGCCAAUAACUAGCUAUCGAGGAGAGACGGCAGAACGCCACAUACCCCUACAGAGGUGUGAGCAGGGCGAUUUAUCUUUAAGAUAAUUAAUCAUGACCAAUUUUAAUCAGAUUUGGCAAACAAUAAACGAUCCGAUUAUUUCCACAGAUAUAAACAACAUUAACAUAUACAGUGACCGGCAUAAUAAAAAGCCCACUAGCCGAUUUUCAUACAAAAUGG
This is a messenger RNA of Armigeres subalbatus, 11542 nucleotides long. RefSeq lists its product as uncharacterized. NCBI's taxonomy places the organism in Eukaryota, Metazoa, Arthropoda, Insecta, Diptera, Culicidae. The transcript is spliced from 5 exons. The record is from RefSeq and is a predicted model, not a curated record. Gene Ontology annotation, molecular function: protein binding. Bases 543 to 11336 code for a protein of 3597 amino acids.